AUGCUGAAUCGUCGGCGUAAUGCUGAUCAGCGACGCGGCCCCGGCGCUGCAGUUGCUUCGCCACCAGGCGCUGCCGCCACCGCCGCGGGCACCGCUGUGGCCUCGUCGUCAGGCGCUACCAACUCUGCCUCCGUCAUUGUCCCCGCCGCCGGGCCAAGCAGCCAUGCGCACGAGAUUCACUCGUCCACAGCUCUCGAUGAGGUGAUCAACGAGCGAGUGGCUGCGUUCGCACCGUGCAACCUCCCGUCGCUAGUCAACGAUGACACCAUGGACGAGGCGAGUGGCGGGGUCGGCACAUUGGGAGACGUCGCGCUGGUGGGGGAGACCACGCGCUACCGGGUGCGCAUCACGCAGGCCGUUGUGCUCAUGUACCUCCACAUCGGCAGCGACCCACCCGGUUUUCUCCGUGUGGAGCCAUGCGCGAAGAUGGAGUGCUGGGUCGACCCGAUGGUGGCGCACGUCGCCAAGAGCGCCCACCGCGGCGGCUGCGGCAGCGGCGCCGGCGGUGGCAGCGAUAGCAUCGCCGAGACACUCGAGCGGCAGUACCGCAGCGUGCUGCGUGACGACGUUGGCUUUAUCCGCGUCGUGGAGGCGAGCCUGGAGGUGUCCAAGUCGGCGCUCGCGAAGAGUCGUCGCAUUGCCCGCAGCAGCCGCAUUUUGAUCCACUACAACGGCCACGGCAUGCCGCGCGCCACGGAUCUGGGGGAAGUGUGGGUGUUCGAUAAAGAGCGCACGCACUACGUCCCUCUCAACAUAACCGAGAUGACGGAGCUGGUCGGCACGCCGGCCAUCUACGUCUUCGACUGCAACUCCGCCGGAUCCUUGCUGCAGCGAUGGUGCAGAGACCGGCUGCACGAGAAGCGGCCGCAUGACUUAUUCGUUUGCGCCUGCAGCCCCGGGGAGACUCUGCCACUGAGCCCAGCCCUGCCGGCGGAUCUGCUGACGUCGUGCUUGACGACACCGCUGCGGAUGGCGCUGGAGUGGUACAUUGGCUUCUCCUUCCACGCAAUGCUGCUGCCGCACGUGACGGAGGACAUGAUUCGCAACAUGCCUGGUGAUUGCAACGACCGCAAGUCUCCGCGCGGCGAGCUUAACUGGAUUCUCAACGCCGUGACAGACACGAUCGCAUGGUGCACCUUGCCGCCAGCGCAGUUCCAUUACCUGUUUCGCCAAGGGACCUCCAUCAAGGGUAUUUUCCGCAACUGCAUCCUAGCCGACCGGCUGCUGCGGGAGUCCGGCUGCACUCCCAUGACAUACCCGGCCCUCUCCGAGGAGGCGCACCUGCAUCCCAUGUGGGAGCUGUGGGAGUACACGGUGGACAAGUGCGUGAGCCAGCUGCCGCGCUUGCUUUCCGCCACGGACGAGGCCCCUGCCGCCUAUGAGCCGUCGAGCUUCUUCGAUGACCAGCUCACGGCCUUUGAGGUGUGGGUGGAGUGGGGUGAUAUGGCGGAGGUGCCGGAGCAGCUGCCGUGCGUGCUCCUCGCGCUUACCCAGGUGCUCUACCGCGUGCGGGCUUUCACGCUGCUCGCCAAGUACCUCGACUCGGGGCGAACAGCCGGCAAGCGUGCGAUCCUGUGCGGCAUACUGCCGUACAUGAGCAAGCUCGUCACGCAGGCGCCGGAGGUGUUUCUCAUUGUGACGGUCUUGUGGAUGCAGGUCAUCCGCGCCGACCCGGCAGAGGGAUGCAACGAGAUGCAGAAGUGCCAGGGCGAAAAAUACUUCACGAGCCUCCUCAAGCUGGAGGAGGCUUCCACGUUGAUCGAGUACGUCGAGUACGGUCAAAUGGUGAACUACGCACGGGUGGAGUCGCCGCAGAUGCCCAGCCCAAACUUUUCGCCGACGGCCGCCACCGCGGCACCGCGGCAGAAGCGCGCCGAGUUCCAGCCCCGCUCGCAGACAUGGGCUAGCACGACGAGCCUUGACGGCGCCACGGAUGCGGGCGAGCAGCCGCUGCAGCCUAUGCAACCGAUGCGCUCCCCGCUGGCCGAGGCGCCGUCGCCGCCGCCCGCACAGUCUGGCCUGGCCGCGGCAAAGCUGAACAGCGUCGCGAACCAUCUCGUGAAUCCAGGCCACACCGUGUACUUCCUGAUGAAAGACGUGAACCUUUCCCGGUGCAAGAGCAUGGCGUGCUACGUUCUAUGCCAGUUUCUGCAGCGUGGCGAGCGACAGUGCAUCCUGUCGUGGAACAACCGCCUUCUCAACGCUGCCUUUCCGUGCUUGUCCUCGACGAACGCGGAGCUGCGAUCGUGGGCGUGCCUGGUGCUGUCGCGUCUUUUUCUCGGGCUGCGACAUGCCAAGAAAUUCGCCUCGAAAGAGUGCGCCUCGCGUCUCGACCUGUUUACGCGGCUGCUGCAGGAUCGCUCACCGGUCGUGCGCAGCUCUUGCGUCACCCUUCUUGCCAGCAUCGUGGGCGUGCGAGUCGACCUGUUGCCACACGACCAGCAGGUCCGUCGUCUGCAGAUGGAGAAGUCCUUGCUGAUCAAGCUGCGCGAGUACAUCUUCGACGCGAGCAUGAAUGUCCGCGAGGAGCUCAUCUUUUUCUGUUGCGAGGUGUUGCACGCCUACCGCGGCGUCCUGUCCCUCGCGCACCGCGAAAAUAUCGCCGAAUACGUGCUGGAGGUGGGCCAACAGGGCAACCGGUGGGCGCUGGAGGAGGCGCAGGUUGGUGUCAAGUCGCAGCUCAACGCCGCCCGCCCCACCGUCAGCUCACUCUUCGACGACACAGUCGUCUUCGACACGUCUUUCCUGACAGCUGAUGAUCCACUGCCACCCACGCGCGAGGUCGAGGCGAGCAAGCUCUCACCAGCCGCCCUGCAGAUGGUGGAGGGCUUGUUGCACGACGCGGCACUGGUGCUGUGCAUGCUCUACGCAAACUGCGACGGUGCGCUGGUGAACAAGGCGCUGCGCUGCCUCUCCACCGGUGCUCCGCCGCAGUCACAGCGCUUCGCCUCGGAGGCGCUGCGCACGAUGUCGCGCGUGGCCUCUGCCGAGUCAGCCGAGUACUGGUCGGAGGCCGACCGCACGCGCGCCACGUGGAACACUGACAUCAUGAGGCAGCUGGUGCUCGACAUGCGGGACCGCAAGCUGGAGCCGCACCGCCGCUACGCCUACACCGGGAGCAGCCCGUUGCUCUCGCAGGACUCCAAUGGACACCUCGGCACAAAAGGCAACGGCGCCGCCUCGGCGGAAGCGUUGUCGGUGUCCUGCAGGAACGCCGAGGCAGAGCGGCACCUCGUGCUGCGCAGCGCCGUGCGCCCGGACACAGUUGUGUGCACUGCGUUUCGCGCACUCGAGGCGUCUAUGGUGGUCGCUACGAAGAACCAGCGCAUCUCAUACAUCUCGUACGACAACUACAAUUCGCAGCAGGAACUGCACAGCUUUCCAGUGCAGCUAUCAGGGCCACUGCAUGACGUGCAUGUAAUCAAUGACCUUUCAGAGCAGUCGGGGCUGCUGCUGGUCGACAAGCGCGGUGGAUUCACGCUCAUGAAGGGCUGCUGGGCCCCCUACUCGGUGCCCACCGAGGCAGCCGUGUUCUCUGCGUGUCCGCCGCCGCCGGCGAACCGCUGGCUGGAUCUGAAAUCAACGUACCGAAGCAGUGCAGCGGUGCUCUUCUACGGUGGCCCCAUCGCGACAGACGGCGGCACGGCGAUCCACAUGGUGUCACUCGCCGAGGAGCAGGUAGUGCAGCGACUGAGCGUGUCGGGCAACCCCGUGCUGACGAGCCUCGAGACGCACACGACGCAGCGCGCGCUGCUGGCGGGUUUCUCAGACGGCGUUGUCCGCUACUACGACGACCGUCAGCGGCAGGGUCAGAUGGGCGCCGUGGGCAUGGUGAGCUGUCGUGCUCCCGGUGCGGCAGUAACGGCAGCCGUGGAGGCGGUCGUCGGCGCCGGGCCCGUCGCGACCAACACCGGCUUUUCCAUCGCUGCGGCCACCCGUAGCGCGUUCUUUAUCUUCGACCCGCGCAAGCUGAGCGAGCCGCAGCUGAGUGUGACCCACCAGGAUCUCUACUACGGCUACGGUGGGCUCGAGGGAGCGUCGCUCGACAUCGGCGGUAUUGGCGCCGAUGCCGCGGCCGCUUCGCUGUCGUCGUCGUUGCCGAACACAAGCACUGUCCCCGUCCCCUGUCCUCCAUCGGCCCCCCGUAUCGCGCGCUGCUCUGUCGGCAUCCACACGGGGCUGGUGGGCCUUUGCUUCCAGAACAACACGUACGCCGCCUUCAACACGAAGGGGCUGAUCUUGAAUGAGCGCCCGCUGGCGGUGAUGGUGGGCGGUGUCGAGGAGCCCGCCUUGUCACAGCAGCAGCAGCAGGGACGCCAAUCCUCGGGCCCGUCAAUUUUGCCGGGCAGCUGCGUGGCGCAUCCCUUGCGUCCUCUCAUGACGUUUGGCGGCGAACUCAUGUUCUUGCAACUGUAG
Messenger RNA from Leishmania major strain Friedlin, 4416 nucleotides. RefSeq lists its product as hypothetical. Gene Ontology annotation, biological process: cellular response to amino acid stimulus; positive regulation of cell growth; cellular response to starvation. The transcript has a single exon. Gene Ontology annotation, cellular component: TORC1 complex; cytoplasm. The coding region runs from base 1 to 4416 and encodes 1471 amino acids. The record is from RefSeq and is a predicted model, not a curated record. Gene Ontology annotation, molecular function: protein-macromolecule adaptor activity. NCBI's taxonomy places the organism in Eukaryota, Euglenozoa, Kinetoplastea, Trypanosomatida, Trypanosomatidae.